CGCCCCAUCUAGGCCAACGCUGACCACGCCCAUUUAUAUAUAAAGAGUUGUUCAUCUUCGUUUCUCUACAGUCUUUACAGAGCUCAGUCAUCAUGAAUGCCCUGCUGGUAUUGACCGUAGUAGCAACAGCAUCAGCUGGUCCCCAAGUCCUGCUGGGUGGAUAUACUGGAUAUGCUGGGUAUCCCUUAUCAUAUGGAUCCCCUCUAGCCUAUUCAUACACACCACAGGUGACCAAGCUUGUAGCCAAGGAAGUUGAGAUCCCCGUCAACUCUAUUGAGUACGCUGUCAAGGACACCGGUUGCAUAAACGUAUUUGGAUUCAAUGUUCCCUGUUUGGCUGAAGGAGAGGCAAGAAGGAAAAGACAAGCUGAGGAAGAUACUGUUGAGGUUGUAGCUGAGGCUGUCGAAGAGGCUGCUCCUGAGGCUGUUGAAGAGGCUGAGGCCACUCCAGCUGCACCUGCACUUACUUAUGCUGCUGGACUUCCUUUCUCCUACGGAUAUGGACUUCCCUAUGCUGGACUUCCUUAUGCUGGACUCGGAUAUGCUGGACUUCCCUAUGCUAGUGUGCUACCCUCAGUUAAGGUGAAUGAGCCUGUUGUAACAGAGGUUGAGGUUCCCCAGUAUGUUUACAAGCAAGUAGUUCACAAGGUUGAUCUCCAACCACUUUGCCACAAUGGACUGGGAUUUGCUGUUCCCUGUGCCUAAACCAAAUUUUGCCACUGCAUUUAGAUCCAAAUUCUGCCGCCAGAGCUCCUUGUGCCUAGUUGCAAAUUCUGCCACCAGAGCUUGCUUCCAAGUUUCGACCAAAAAGCUGCUGUUGCCAUUAAGUUCAAAUUAAUAAAGACAAUCUGAGUUUAAA
Molecule: messenger RNA, 858 nt
Organism: Eurytemora carolleeae
Lineage: Eukaryota; Metazoa; Arthropoda; Copepoda; Calanoida; Temoridae
Exons: 4
Coding region: 93-704 (203 amino acids)
Source: RefSeq, a predicted model, not a curated record